UCUGAUAUGAAAGCAUUACAACUUCAUGUACAGAUAAAAAACACACAUCUGCAGCUAUAAAGAUACGAUUUUUCGGUUGAUGCUGAGGAUACUAACAGUUUUAUCCAUGAACCUUUCAUGAGAACAAGAACAAUACCACAAGACUGAUUUUUAUAUUUUUAAUAGAAACGUGUUUAUAGGUGUGAAGUCACUUGUAAAUUUUCUGCAUUAGUUUGAAGGUUUGCAAGUUAGCAGUUUUCCAAGUUUGGUUGAGUAAAUUAACCCACAUGGACAAAGAUUCAUUUACUAAAGUGUGUAUGCAGAUGAAGUACGGGAAGGAUGUGCGGGGGCUUUUUUCACACAGUUAAGGAGGGAAUGGUCACUCCCACAGCUCAAAAAGAAACACACACUGUCACUCAGUCAAAACAUUUGCUGAAGGGAUACUUGCAAAGAUCAGCAUUCAAAGGACCCCACAGACAAAGAGCACACUGGGAAAUAGAGAUUUACAGAUUUUUGUUGAAUCUGUAGAACAUAUGGAAGGAUGGAAAGAAUUGACCGGUCACCAGUGAAGUAUGCUGUGCACAGGGAUGUCCUGGAUGAGUUGGGACUGGAAGAAGUGGCUCAAAAAGGGACGUGGUCCAUUAAACCAACUGUGGGAGAAAAAUUGAAGGAGUCACUGAGGUGUUCGGUGCCAUCGCUGAAGCACAUACUUCUGACCUGGAUUCCUAUUCUCAGCUGGCUGCCCAAAUACUCUUUCAGAGAAAAUAUCUUGGGAGAUGUGGUGUCCGGCUGCAGUGUGGGCAUCAUGCACCUUCCCCAGGGUAUGGCGUAUGCUCUUCUGGCUUCGUUACGCCCUGUCUAUGGUCUUUAUACUUCUCUUUUUCCGGUGCUCGUCUACGUGGUCUUUGGUACUUCCAGACACGUCUCUAUAGGUACCUUUGCUGUAAUAAGCAUCAUGGUUGGGAGUGUGACAGAACGGCUGGCACCAGACGAGGCUUUUUAUUUUAAUGGAACCAAUGGUUCUCUGACUGUAAACAUUGAUGCCAGGGACGCAUACAGAGUACAGAUGGCGUGCUCUGUCACACUCCUGAGUGGGAUCUUUCAGAUUCUUUUAGGUGUGGUGAGAUUCGGUUUCGUGGCCACCUACCUGUCAGAGCCACUUGUUCGGGGUUACACUACAGGAGCUGCAUGCCAUGUGUGCGUCUCUCAGCUCAAAUACCUGUUUGGGGUGAAACCGGCUCGCUUCACAGGCCCGUUCUCACUUAUUUAUACUAUUGUGGACAUAUGCAGACUGCUGCCUCAGACUAGAGUGCCAGAGCUGGUGGUCAGCUUGGUGGCGCUGGCUGUUCUCAUUGUGGUCAAAGAAAUCAAUGCGUGCUACAGUAAAAAACUUCCCCUGCCUGUUCCUAUAGAGCUCAUAGUGGUAAUUGGAGCCACAAUCAUCAUUCACUUCUGUGGAGUGCGUGAGGACUACCUUAUUGAUGUAGUUGGAGAAAUUCCAAGUGGGCUUAAGGCUCCUCGGACUCCAGAUGUCACAUUUUUCUCACAGUUAAUUGGUGACGCCAUUGCUGUGGCCAUCGUAUCGUAUGCCAUCACCAUUUCCCUGGGCAAAACAUUUGCCCUCAAAUAUGGUUACAAGGUGGACAGCAACCAGGAGCUGAUUGCUGUGGGUUUAAGUAACACAAUUGGAAGUUUUUUUCAGUGUUACGCUGUGACGGCCUCAUUGUCUCGAAGCCUCGUCCAAGAGAGCACAGGCGGCAAUACACAAAUUGCUGGAGUGGUCUCCUCUCUCCUUAUGCUGAUCAUGGUUAUAAGAAUUGGUUCCCUCUUUGAAGAUCUUCCAAAGGCGGUUUUGUCAACAAUAGUGUUUGUAAAUUUAAAAGGCAUGUUUCGGCAGUUCAUGGAUGUCCCCCUUCUGUGGAAAACAAAUAAAGUCGACUUGCUCGUGUGGCUGGUAACCUUUAUAAGCACUGUCCUGUUCAACCUGGACCUGGGUCUGGCGUUGUCCGUCGGCUUUUCCAUGCUCACCUUCAUCUUCAAAACACAGCUACCUCACUACUCCAUCUUAGGCAAUGUUCCAAGCACUGACCUCUAUCUGGACACAGAGGCCUUUAAACAGGUUAAAGAGAUCCCAGGAAUUAAAAUCUUCCGUUCAUCUGCAACCAUCUGCUUCACCAACGCUGAGCUGUAUUUGGAGGCCCUUCAGCAGAGAAGUGGGCUUGAUGUUAGGAAGCUGCAGAUGGAAAAGAAGAAACGUGCAAAACAGGAAAAGAUGGCUAAAAAAGAGAAAGAUCUGCUUGAUCAUCCCUGCAAUUCCACAUCCUCCUCCAAAGUUUCCGAGCUGAAUAAGGAGAAGAACCUAAGUAUGCAUAAAGAUGUGGCUAUAUUCCUCACCAACACAUCUUCAAAUGGCUUUGGCCAUGUGAACAGUGCUUAUCAAUACGACGCAACAACAUCUGAGAUAGACUCAGGUUGCCAUGGUGAAAACAACCUCACCCCCAUUUCAUAUGAACAUGAGAAGGAUGGAAGGACCUGCAUGUCUGUCACUCACAGCAUCAUCUUGGACAUUUCCACAACUGGCUUUGUGGACACAGUCACAGUGAAGAUGCUGAAAAAUAUUUUCGGGGAUUUUGCGGAUGUUGAUGUGGACAUUUAUUUAGCCGGCUGCCAAGCAUGCGUAGUGGAACAGCUGGAGAAGGCGGCCUUCUUUGAAUCGAUUCCAAAGACCAGGCUGUUUGUCACAGUUCAUGAUGCAGUCCUUCACAUCCUAAGGAAGCUGGGGCAAACAGACAUCAUUCUUGAUGCUUCUUGCGACACCCAAAUGUGACCAGCAGGAGUCACUUAGCUUCAGACCAACCAGUCUUUCUUCCCUCUUUUUUUUUUGUGUUCACCAUCGGUUGCCCACUGUCUCCUCCCCUUUUUACUGAGGGAGAAGGCCCAACCUUGACAUGGCGGAUUGUUGCCAUGGAGACACAGGGAGCAGUUGCUAGGGCAACAGGCUUUUUAUGAUAUGGUCUAAUGAGAUGGCCAGCAAUACGUCAUUGCAGCUCUCGCUCUGUUGUGCGUGUGAGGCAGCGAAAGGGUGGGGGUUGAGUGGGAGAACGUAUCCCUGCACUAAUAGAAGUCUGUAUUUAUAGCACCUCAGAGAGUGGAGUGCAAGUCUGAGGGGAGAUGCAUAUUUUCACGUUAAACAGACACUUGUUCCCACCUAUGACUGCGUCUUUUGGUCACUUUAAUUCCAAAUGUCCCCUACAGUGGAAUAAAAGCUUUUCUAUAGCUGUGACCUUGACCUCCGGUCACAGCUUUUAGGUCCAACGUAACCCCGGAGCGCCGCAGUAAUCAGUGGAACGAAUGACGCAGUUUUUAUAUUUUUAGUGUGCAGAGACUUUUCCUAAAACUUGAGUGUGUACAUAACAUGCACACACAGUUUUUUUUUAUUAUUAUUAUUGUUUAAACCAUUAGGAGCUAAAUAUAGUUAAGGAAUGCACAACACUGACAUUAUACCUUUAAAUAACUUACUGGAAGCAUUUUAAUGUAUAUUUUCUAAACUAUUUAAAUGUAGUGCAUUCUUAGAGGGUCUAAACUAGGCUAGAUUUUCUGUGUGCUGUAUGUUUUGUGUAAGGCAGUUUCCUAAUCAAACAUAAUAUGCAGAAUAUAUUUGUGCUCCAGGAUCUUUGAGAAAUGACGAUAAAUCUGAUGAAAACUAGAGCUGUAAACCAAUAAAAAGGGGAUUAAAAGAGUGGACAUAUUUUUAACUUUAAAUAAUUAAAAAAAUGUAAAUAAAGGUCCAGAAAAGGUC
Molecule: messenger RNA, 3778 nt
Organism: Oryzias latipes (Japanese medaka)
Lineage: Eukaryota; Metazoa; Chordata; Actinopteri; Beloniformes; Adrianichthyidae
Gene: slc26a6l2
Product: solute carrier family 26 member 6, like 2
Biological process (GO): sulfate transmembrane transport
Cellular component (GO): membrane
Molecular function (GO): secondary active sulfate transmembrane transporter activity
Source: RefSeq, a predicted model, not a curated record